UAUAUUUUCGACAUGUCCACCACUCCGUCUCGCCACAAGAUGUCCCGGUCAUAACAACAAUGGGAAGAACGAGUCAAUAUUGUGUGGGUGGCAUGGGAUCUAGAUGGGAUGGAGUGAAUGUAUGGACUGGAAUGGGAGGGGUUGUUUCUCAACUCCUCGACUCGGCCUUCAAGGUCUACCACUUUUUCUUUAUGUCUUUCUCUCUUUCCUUGCCCUUUUAUUCUUUUCUUUCUGCAGCAGCUCGGAGACGGAAAUCCGAUUCUCCGGAAACGUAGACGGUUCCCUCGAGACGGGCGGAUUACCUUGCCCUUGUUCCAAGGCGCAAACUCUUUUUUCUCUGUUGUUGUUCUGUUCAGAGGAUGAGCUCAGGUGGCAGGGUUGUUGUUAUUGUUGUUGUUGUCGUUGUUGUUUCACUGUGGACAGGACAAGAGAGGACACGGAUACACACAUAGCACAUACAGACACACUGGGACGCUGACUGAAGUCUUGUGCGCACUAGCACGACUUUUCUUUUCUUUUCUUUCCUUUUCUUUUUACCCUCUCCUUUUUCUUUCUUCUCAGGUAUACCGGGAUUUUCUU
Molecule: messenger RNA, 579 nt
Organism: Westerdykella ornata
Lineage: Eukaryota; Fungi; Ascomycota; Dothideomycetes; Pleosporales; Sporormiaceae
Exons: 1
Coding region: 104-478 (124 amino acids)
Source: RefSeq, a predicted model, not a curated record